Molecule: messenger RNA, 309 nt
Organism: Fusarium venenatum
Lineage: Eukaryota; Fungi; Ascomycota; Sordariomycetes; Hypocreales; Nectriaceae
Source: RefSeq, a predicted model, not a curated record
AUGGACAACACUGAAAAGCAUCUCACCACGAUCGACUUCGUGGCAUCAAACAAGCCGGACGAAAUCGACCACCCAGACCACAUCUUGUGGCAAUGCAGACCGACAACCAAGCUUACCUUCAAGGACAAGGUUCGUGGCAAGGAGCCCUGUCGGCGUAUCAACUACAUGGAGAACGAUAUCUGCGCUGGGUGUUCUGCAAAGCGUACGGUCGGGGCCCUUGCGAUGGCUCGUGAAGCUAGAGUCAUUGGUGAGCUCAUCUCUCAUGAUGUGUACGGCAAUGAGAUUUGGCGGUAUAAGGUGGAGGAGUAA